CUUCCAAUUCAAGCAUUUUUAAUCCUUUUGGAAAAAGCAAGUAAUCUCUCUUUCAAUGGCGUCUCUGGCCCCAAGUACACAAUGCCGCUUUCUUUUUAAAAAACCAAACCCUAGUAUCCUUCCAUCACCCAAUUUCUCCUCCAGUGUUAUCCGGAAGGACUCCCCAUAUUCCAAAUUUCAGCUUCUUAAAUUUACCGGCAUGGUUACCAGGAACGUUGUGGUAUCGGCGGUGACGUCCGAGAAGCCAUGGAAGAGGUACCCUGAAGGAGAGACCAAAGGAUUUGUGGAGGAGAUGAGGUUCGUGGCUAUGAAAUUGCACACGAGACAGCAAGCAUUGGAAGGAGAAAUGGAAGCGAAAGCGCCAGAGGAACAGCCCGUAGAGAAUUGGGAACCUACUCUGGAUGGCUACUUGAAGUUCCUUGUGGAUAGCAAGUUGGUUUAUGAUACGCUUGAGGAGAUUAUUGAUAAGGCUUCUUUUCCUAGCUAUGCUGAAUUCAGAAACACUGGAUUGGAGAGGUCUGAAAAGUUGGCGAAGGAUUUAGAGUGGUUCAGAGAGAAAGGGUAUGCAGUUGGAGAACCGUCAGCUCCUGGUAUUACUUAUGCUCAGUAUCUCAAACAAUUAUCUGACAAGGACCCUCAAGCUUUCAUAUGCCAUUUCUACAACGUUUAUUUUGCCAACUCAUCCGGUGGUCGUAUCAUUUCCAAGAAGAUAACCGAGGAGAUCCCGGAGAACAAGGAGUUGGAGUGUUAUAAGUGGGACGGUGACCUUUGCCAGCUGUUACAAAAUGUAAAGGAUAAGCUGAAUAAAGUUGCUGAGAACUGGUCUAGAGAUGACAAGGACCGUUGUUUGGAAGAAACUCAGAAAUCAUUCAAAUUUUACAGGUACAUCCUUCGACUCAUUUUGACCUAACUCCUACCUGCAUUGUUUGUCGCGGACUUCAAAGAUCAAAUACUAGCGCAACCCAAAAUGAACAAGUAUAUCAUGUUAAUCCCGAAUAUACCAUGUCCUUCAAAUACUCGAAUAAAUUUAUAAUUCGUAAUAUCAAUAAAAAACAUCUGCUGAAAAUGCUUUCAUAUUCUC
Messenger RNA from Hibiscus syriacus, 1081 nucleotides. RefSeq names its product heme oxygenase 1, chloroplastic-like. The record is from RefSeq and is a predicted model, not a curated record. The transcript has 4 exons. Bases 56 to 910 code for a protein of 284 amino acids. NCBI's taxonomy places the organism in Eukaryota, Viridiplantae, Streptophyta, Magnoliopsida, Malvales, Malvaceae. Gene Ontology annotation, molecular function: heme oxygenase (decyclizing) activity. Gene Ontology annotation, biological process: heme oxidation; phytochromobilin biosynthetic process.